AUGCCCCCCGUGUCCCCGCAACCCGAGCGCCCUCGGGUGAUCCUCUAUCACCAAACGAUCUGUCCUGAUGGCCAGUACUGCUCCAUGCUGCCGCUGUUGGACAACAACACCGGCGUCACGCACAUCAUUCUGGCCGCUUUUCACCUCAAUGCCGAUCCACAGCACAUCACUCUUAACAAUGACCCCCCUCAUAUGCCGCUGUAUGAACCGCUGUGGGCCGAAGUGCCCGCCGUGAAGCAAAGCGGGGUUCGUGUCAUGGGACUCCUGGGAGGCGCGGCGCAGGGCUCGUUCCGCUGCCUGGAUGGUAACGAGGAGAAAUUUGAACUAUACUACCAACCCUUGCGGGACAUGGUGCGGCGCCACCAGCUGGACGGGCUGGAUCUGGACGUGGAGGAGGAGAUGUCGUUGUCGGGCAUUAUCCGGCUGAUCGACCGGCUCAAGCUCGACAUGGGCGACGACUUCAUCAUCACGUUGGCUCCAGUGGCGGCGGCCAUGUUGGGCAUGGGCAAUCUGUCCGGUUUCGACUAUCGCGAGCUAGAGCGACAGCGAGCCUCGAAGAUUAGCUGGUACAACACACAGUUUUAUAAUGGUUGGGGCAACCCAGAGGACCCUCGGAUGUAUGCUGCCAUGGUUGCACAGGGCUGGGCCCCGAACCGGGUGGUGUACGGCCUGUUGACGAAUCCCGGGAAUGGAUCGCAGGGCUAUGUACCACUGGAGAAGAUCGGGCCGAUUCUAGGUCUGCUGGUUGAACGCUUCCCCAACUUCGGAGGCGUGAUGGGUUGGGAGUACUUCAACUCGAAACCGGGAGACCGAGAUGCGCCCUGGCAGUGGGCGGCGGCGAUGAGCUUGAGCAUGCAUAUGAAGGAGGUGCUACACAUUCCCGGCCAUCACUUCCCACCCCUCAUAGUCACAUUGUUGGCUGUGUACCUAGCUUCAUUGGUGUCGCUUGGCCGGCCGGCCGACCAGAGCAAUGCCGAUCGGCGCAAGGGCAAUAUCGAUGCUCAGCAUGCUUCCAGAUCCCCGCCGCCAACCGAAGGCGUCCUCAAGGUUCUGCUGACUGGGCUGCCGUCCCCCCGACUACCGUUGUCCACGCGUUUGACCGUCCUGAUCAACAUUGUCCUCGCUCUCCUCACCCUAGACUUCGUGGGACGAGGCUUCAUUCUCUAUCCCAGCAAUGAUCUUGCUUUCUCUCGUAUCGGUUACGUCUCUCCGACUACCGCGAAUUUGCUGGUCCGUGAACCGGACCCGGCUCAGCUACCUUUGAUCGUAUACUAUCAGCCAACGGAGGAGGACCCCUCACGAUGGACAGAAGAAGGCGUGAUUUACUCACUGACGGAUGCGACGGACUUUACAACCACCGUAACUAUCAAGAACUUGGAGCCAUCAUCCGCGUACCGCUAUUCUCUAUCCAACAAUCUGACGGGCUCUUUCGUCACCGCGCCAAUGCCAGGCUCAAAAUCAGCCAACCGUCUGAGCUUCCUCACAUCGAGCUGCAUGAAGGCGAAUUUUCCCUACAACCCCCUAUCACAUCCACUACGUAUCCCGGGACUUGAGAUGAUGACAGAGACGGUCAACCGGCUGCCGUCUCUGCUCCGACCAGCGUUCAUGUUGUUCCUGGGUGAUUUCAUCUAUGUCGAUGUGCCUCAGCGCUUUGGUUCCUCCAUCUCUCACUACCGCAGUGAGUACCGCCGGGUCUAUUCAUCCCCAUCAUGGAACAAAGCGCAAGAUGGUCUCCCUUGGAUUCAUACGCUCGAUGACCACGAGAUCGAGAAUGAUUGGUCCAAGGGAAACACAACCGCGCCAUAUCCCGCCGCCGCGGAGCCCUACAUCCAUUACCACGUCAGCGCGAACCCUCCCAUCCCGCCAACUCCCUUUGCUAAGCCCGAAAACACCACCUACUUCUCGUUCAUCAAUGGCCCGGCUUCAUUCUUCAUGGUGGACACGCGCACCUAUCGCUCCGAGCCCGCCCAGCCCAACUCCACCAUCCUCGGCUCCGCACAGCUCCAGUCUCUCCUUGCCUUCCUCUCCCGUCCUGAACCGGCCGAAGUCCGCUGGAAGAUCGUAGCCUCCAGCGUUCCCUUCACCAAGAACUGGCAUGUCGGCACCACCGACACAUGGGGUGGAUUCCUCAGCGAACGUCGCACUGUCUUCGAAGCCAUGUGGCGCGCAGAGCGCGAGCUAGGCGUCCGCAUCGUCCUCCUCAGCGGGGACCGUCACGAAUUCGGAGCCACCCGCUUCCCAGACCCUGAACUCGACCUCACCCACGAAGAGCUCCUCCCAAACACAGCAGGCGAGGGACUGCAUGAGUUCUGCGUCGGCCCCCUCAACAUGUUCUACCUCCCCAUCCGGACUUACCGCCAAGACGACAACGAAGACGUUGCCAUCAAAUACAUCCCCGAUGGGAACACCAAGUACGGCCUCAUCGACAUUGACGUCCAAGAUGAGCUCAUCACCACUCCCACCGGGAAGACCAUCUCCGUCCCCAGCUCCGUCUUCACUUACUCCCUGUACGUCAACACCGAUUUGAUCUGGAAAUAUUCCCUUGCUGUUCCUCUACCUGGCCACGAGGCUGCGGUCGCCUCCGCGUCGACUUGGAAACACCCUCGCUUCCCACCGGGUAAGCUCCUCCUGGAUGAUCGCGAGCAAGUUACGUGGGAUGCAUCUAUCAAGACGGUGAUUGGCCGCGUUGAGGAAACGGUAGGUCGAGUGCGUUCGUAUGUAUUGGGGCAGGCCUAUGAAUUAUUGGAUAGAGUUAGACGGGUGGAGAGGGUGGAUUGA
Molecule: messenger RNA, 2778 nt
Organism: Aspergillus welwitschiae
Lineage: Eukaryota; Fungi; Ascomycota; Eurotiomycetes; Eurotiales; Aspergillaceae
Product: alkaline phosphatase
Exons: 3
Coding region: 1-2778 (925 amino acids)
Biological process (GO): carbohydrate metabolic process
Molecular function (GO): hydrolase activity, hydrolyzing O-glycosyl compounds
Source: RefSeq, a predicted model, not a curated record